Varanus komodoensis (Komodo dragon) is the source of this 960-nucleotide messenger RNA. It is a transcript of the gene RIMS3, whose product is annotated as regulating synaptic membrane exocytosis 3. The transcript is spliced from 6 exons. Gene Ontology annotation, cellular component: cytoskeleton of presynaptic active zone; presynaptic membrane. Gene Ontology annotation, molecular function: transmembrane transporter binding; small GTPase binding. The record is from RefSeq and is a predicted model, not a curated record. Gene Ontology annotation, biological process: regulation of membrane potential; regulation of synaptic plasticity; calcium ion-regulated exocytosis of neurotransmitter. Lineage: Eukaryota; Metazoa; Chordata; Lepidosauria; Squamata; Varanidae. The coding region runs from base 31 to 960 and encodes 309 amino acids.
AAGGAGCUGCUGAGAGUCCCUCAGGUGACCAUGCUUAAUGGGGAGGCGAGCGCCUCCUCUGCCAGGAAUGUGGUCCGCAGCUCCAGCAUCAGCGGAGAGAUGUACAACAUCGAGAAGAGUGGCGGAGGCAACCCGGAUUCGGCAAGCCUCUCCUCCACCAAGAAGCGCCGGUCCAGUCUGGGUGCCAAGAUGGUGGCCAUCGUAGGCCUGUCCCAGUGGAGCAGGAGUACGCUGCAGCUCAACCACCCCGAUGGCGGCCCAAAGAAACUCCGCAGCAACAUCCGCCGCAGUACAGAGACCGGCAUCGCUGUGGAGAUGAGGAAUAGGGUCACCCGGCAAGGCAGCCGAGAGUCUACAGACGGAAGCACCAACAGUAACAGCUCCGACGGCACGUUCAUUUUCCCCACAACUAGACUGGGAGCUGAAAGCCAGUUCAGCGACUUCUUGGAUGGACUGGGGCCGGCACAAAUUGUGGGGCGGCAGACGCUGGCCACGCCUCCGAUGGGUGAUGUCCACCUUGGGAUGAUCGACAGGAAUGGGCAGCUGCAGGUGGAAGUGAUAGAAGCCCGAGGACUCACUCCAAAGCUGGGCUCCAAGUCCAUUCCUGCCACCUAUGUUAAGGUCUACCUGCUAGAAAACGGGGCCUGCUUGGCCAAGAAGAAAACCAAGACGGCCAAGAAGACCUGUGACCCGCUCUACCAGCAGGCCCUGCUGUUCGACGAGGGCCCUCAGGGCAAAAUGCUGCAGGUAAUUGUCUGGGGAGACUAUGGGCGCAUGGACCACAAGUGCUUCAUGGGAAUGGCCCAGAUUGUUCUAGAAGAGCUGGACCUGUCCAGUGCAGUGACGGGUUGGUACAAGCUCUUUCCCACCUCCUCGCUGGCGGACUCCACCAUCGGACCCCUUACACGGCGUCUCUCCCAGUCCUCCCUAGAGAGUUCCAUAAGUCCUUCUUGUCCUUAA